GUUUCCGGUUCCGGUUAUACACGCUACAUUGCCAGAGUGCCACGAAGCAGGAGUCUGUAACAAAUCGACACUAAAAAAAUUAUGGGAAACGCUAGAAAAGCCGAUGCUAAGCUAACAAAGGAGGAGGAAUUGCUGUUGCAAGACUUUAGCAGAAAUGUCUCGACCAAGUCUAGCGCGCUUUUCUACGGAAACGCUUUCAUCGUAUCCGUUAUUCCAACUUGGUUAUUUUGGAGGAUACAUCAAAUGAAUCCAAUCAGUUCCGCAGCACUAUUCAUUGUAAUGGUACUUAUUAGCACUGGUCUGGUGGCAUACGCUUACAAGAACGUGAAAUUCAUUCUUAAACACAAGAUUGCACAAAAGAUUGAAGAUGGUGUAUCUAGAGAAAUUUUAAGAAGCAUUGGAGAUGACAAGAAAAUGUCAAAGAAGGAAAAAGAUGAACGUAUUUUAUGGAAGAAGAAUGAAGUUGCUGACUAUGAAGCAACGACCUUCUCCAUUUUCUACAACAAUGCGCUCUAUCUUGUUCUUAUCGUUGUUGUUUCAUUCUAUGUUUUGAGAAGUUUCUCGCCAAUCGUUAAUUAUAUUUUUUCAGUUGGUUCCACCGCUGGUCUACUCGCUCUGUUUUCAACAUCUACCAAGUAAUGCGUUAAUAUAUUAUAAAUACAAUAACUAUUACAAUGGUUGC
This is a messenger RNA of Dimorphilus gyrociliatus, 682 nucleotides long. NCBI's taxonomy places the organism in Eukaryota, Metazoa, Annelida, Polychaeta, Dinophilidae. The record is from the annotation of a GenBank genome assembly.